AUGGCUGAAGCCCAGCUGUGUGGAUUACAGGACGAGUUCACCUGCUCGGUGUGUCUGGACACCCUGACUGACCCUGUCUCAAUCCCCUGUGGUCAUAAUUUCUGCCUAAAGUGCCUCACGGACUACUGGGAUCAGAGCCAAGUGUGCAGCUGUCCUCAGUGCAGACACACCUUCAUGUUAAGGCCUGCGCUGAACAGAAACACUCUGCUGAAUGAAGUCAUCAAGAAAUUAAAAAAGACGACACUCAGUUCUCCUCCUCCUCAGAAUUAUGCUGGCCCUGGAGACGUGGAGUGUGACUUCUGUACUGGUAAGAAGUUCAGAGCGGUGAAGUCCUGUCUCACUUGCCCGGCCUCCUACUGUCAGACUCACUUGCAGCCUCACUAUGAAGGAGACGCCCUGAAGCACCACAAGCUGGUUGAUCCUGAUAGAAAUCUGAAGGAGAAACUAUGUGAGAAACAUCAGAAAAGUCUGGAGAUAUUCUGUAAAACUGAUGAUUCCUGUAUCUGCAUGAUGUGUGUGGUGACUGGACAUAAUGGGCAUAAAAUGGUCGAGCUGGAGAUGGAAAGAGAAGAAAAGCAGAAACAACUGGGGGCGACACUGAGUGACAUCAAGAGGAAACUUGAGGAGAGAGAGAAGACAUUGAAGGAGACGAGGAGGGGGAUGGACGUGAUGAAGAUGUCUGUGGUAAGAGAGGUGGAAGAAAAUGAGAAGAGCUUCACUGCUCUGAUACGGUGCAUUGAGGAAGCCAACAGAAAACUGACUGAGAGGAUCAAAGAACAAGAAAAGAGAGAAACGGAGAAGACUGAAGGAGUCAUGGAGCAACUGGAGAAGGAGAUUGAGGACCUGAAGAGGAGAGAAGGUGAGCUGAAGGAGCUUUUAGAGACCAAGGACCAUCUCCACUUCCUACAGGUGAGAGCGACACUUCACAGGGAGUUUGAUCAGACUGGGAUGUGUGGGACUGGAGAACAUUUAGAGAAAAAUUUCAAAGAUCUUGUACAACAUGACAAGAACAGGCCAUUCAGCUCAGCACAGAUCUCCACACAUGUUAGUCGCUACAUAACUCAGCUUGUGAUGAAGAUGAUGAUGAUGGUGAUGAAGAAUCAAAGGCUCCUAGGAUUUCCUCAUAAGUCAAACAUAUGA
This is a messenger RNA of Polypterus senegalus (gray bichir), 1140 nucleotides long. Its product is annotated as E3 ubiquitin/ISG15 ligase TRIM25-like. The record is from RefSeq and is a predicted model, not a curated record. The coding region runs from base 1 to 1140 and encodes 379 amino acids. Gene Ontology annotation, molecular function: zinc ion binding. Lineage: Eukaryota; Metazoa; Chordata; Cladistia; Polypteriformes; Polypteridae. The transcript has 4 exons.